UCGAGCGUUACGGUUUAUCAGUUUCGCAGCUCACUUAUUUCUGCACGCGAACCAUCCAAUUAUCGAUCUGUCUUGUCAAUCAAGUUUGAAGAGAUACAGCAAAGAUAACUGUUAUAGGAAGUAGAAACAUUGAAUCUGAUAUUCUUCAUCAUCAAGUUGGUCUUUGGAAACAACAACUAUCAAAAGUUUCUUUGAAAGUUUUUUUUUUGUUUUUUUGUUGACAAAAUAGAAGAAGAUCCUUGGUAGAGAAAUUAUUGUUCAUGGACAAAAAUUCACUAAAGCGAGAUCCAGACUUGGAUAAAUGCCUGGCGCCUAUACACGACGAUUAAUCACCGUCUAAAGUGUCACGUUUUAAAGAACAGAGAAAUGUCUUAUAUAGCUCAAAAUAACUGUGAGCAAGAAAACAGUAGCAACGAACUUAUUAUGAUCAUCUUUAAGAUAUGAUAGAAGUUAACAUCCACCUGACACAGCUCCGGAAUUUCAAUGAGAUUAACAACAUGAUAACUCAAAAAUACUAGUCUAAAGUUAUUUUAGAUAAAGACAAAUCUUAUUAUUUAAAAAAAUAAAAAGAAAUUGAUUCUAGUCUCUAAAAUGUCCUUAACAAAUUUUAGUCUACCGUUUCCGGUGGCUACACCAUCAUACCUCUUUAAUCCAAGUAUGUCUGAACAAACUCCAGCAAACAAUCUGCGUUUGAACGCAGCUUUACCACCAUCUUCACACUUCCAUGAAGAACGUCACUUUCAGAACCAACCGUACCUCCCGCCUGUUUCGUAUCAACGACAACAACAUCAAUUUCACCACCAAGAACGAUCUCAACAAAGAAAGAAUUAUCAAUAUUACAAGCAGCAACCACAAUCGCAAACUCAAAAUCAAUAUAAAACUCCCAGCAUUCAAAGCCAGCAAGAAUAUUCGUCACAGACUACAAGGUUUAAUGACUAUGAAGAUGACUAUAGAAGAAUACCACCGAGAGAGCAGUCUCACAUUCAACCUGAUCAGGAAAUGAGACCACCUUCACCGGUAGAUAUUCAAAGACAGAGUUCAAGUGUAGCAAAUCACAAUGUCCCUCAGGCUAACCAAGAUCAAGAUCAUUUUACUGAUCAUCCUGAAGGUUACACCAAAGUGAGUAGUGGAUCUUAUGGAAAUCCAAGAGCAAAAACUUCAGUUCAUGCAGUCAUUGACUAUGAUGAUGAUGAUGAUGAAACAAACAACGGAGAUGACUAUUAUGAUGAGAAUAUUCCGAAAAACCCAAGAGUUACUCCAAUUCAAGGACCAAUUUUCCUCAAGAAUGGAACGGUUCCAGUUGUUCCUCUUUAUUCAUACCCACAAUACAAUAAUGGAACCUUUGUUCAAAUACCUAUUUUGUGGACGGCUUUGUCAGUGGCAUUGGGAGUUGAAUUACGAGGAGAUCUCGUCCGAGGGACACCGUGUAUUAAAAAAUAUCACCAGUUAUUUUGUCCUACUGCUGGUAAAACUUAUCCUAUAGAAAGAAUAGAAUUAUUUAUAGAUGAAAAUAAAGCUCUGAUGAAAAGAAUGUAUGGAGAUUUUGAAAUGGACAAAGAUCAUGGUCCUGAGACGAGUUCAUCGCCAAGAAGAAGAAAAAGAAGAUCUUUUGACGAUUAUGAUUUUCCUGAUGGAGGACCAAGUCUAAGAAGAGAUCCAUUAAAACCAGGAACUGUUGAAGGUGGUGAUUCCUUUUUUAGUCAAAUUAGAAAUACAAGACAAGCACCUAAGAAUGUUCCUAAAAAUACUCCUAAUGAUACUGGAAGAGUUGAUGUUUGUGAGUCUAAAGUCGAAGUUGUAACUCCCUACUGGGCAAGCAACAGUGCAGGAAAAAUUCGAGCUAUCGUAAACACUCAACACUUUGAACAAGCAAUUCAUCAAGAAGUCUGUUCAAAAACUCAAACAAAUCGAUGCUCUGGUGAGUGUGGCUGCGAGCAGAAGUACAAAUGGCAUAGGCUGCUUGCUUAUGAUCCAGAAGAUGAUUGCAAAGGUAUUUUUAUGGACUGGUUUCUCUUUCCAUCCUGCUGCGUCUGUCGUUGUGAUCCACACGCCAAGUUUCCCGGUACAGCUACGAUGAAUAAUCGCAGCGGAUAAUCGUAUUAAAAUUUAAAUUAAUUACCAUAAAUCUUUUUAGUUUUAUUCUCUUAUUCUGAAUAGAUUUCAGAAAAAUUUGUAUUCAUACUAAAAAUCUUUAGAUGAAGUUAAUGAAGUUGGAGAUUUUUUUUACUGCACUUCUACUCAAUAGUUUAGUAAUUCACGUAUUAGUACUGCUAGUAAUUUUUUUCCAAUUAGUUUGUUUAAUGUUUUAUUACCAUUAAAACUAUAUUGUUAUGUUUACGUGACUUUGUAUGUCGAAUGCACAAUUUUCGUGCCAUUGAUAAUAAUGAGAGUUAUUAUAUGAGUCGGGAAUGAUGCAAUUAAUUACCUAUACUGGAAAUCAUUUGUAAUUGUUAUUAUGUGUGAUUAAAUUAUAUGAUUAGUAUUAUGAGUAUUAGUAUAUAAAGUUUUCCACAUAGAUUAUUUUUAUUUUAUUGAUAAAAAUUACAUAAUGUAAAUAUAUUUUUCAGUAGUAAUAAAUAUAUCAUUUAAGAAAUGGUUGAAUCAUUACUGGUGAGUUUUCUUGUAAUGAUUUUAUUCAAUUUACAGUUAUUACAAGAUAUUCAGUUAAAAGUUAUAAUUUCUCUUGUAAAAAAUUAAUGUUAGUGAGUUUUUCGUUGUGAUCCAACACUUGAUAAAAAUGUAAUCUCAGAGUUCACUCACGCGUUUGUAACUCAAUGAAAGUUCCAAGUCCCUUAGGAUCUAAAAGUCAUUUUCCAACAAAACUUUGCGAUGUUCAGAAUAAAUAACUAUACAAAACAUCGACAAAAAUAAAUAAGACAUUUUUAUUAUAU
Molecule: messenger RNA, 2891 nt
Organism: Chelonus insularis
Lineage: Eukaryota; Metazoa; Arthropoda; Insecta; Hymenoptera; Braconidae
Gene: spz3
Product: Spaetzle domain-containing protein 3
Exons: 7
Coding region: 592-2094 (500 amino acids)
Biological process (GO): innate immune response; central nervous system formation
Cellular component (GO): extracellular region
Molecular function (GO): growth factor activity; Toll binding
Source: RefSeq, a predicted model, not a curated record